This is a messenger RNA of Chrysemys picta bellii (western painted turtle), 945 nucleotides long. NCBI's taxonomy places the organism in Eukaryota, Metazoa, Chordata, Testudines, Emydidae. The record is from RefSeq and is a predicted model, not a curated record.
AUGCCUUUACGUUCAGAGCGAAGCCCAGACUGUUCGAGCUCCAUUUGGUUUCUCCAAGAACCAAGUCGGGUCUGCUCAACCGAUGAAAGCAGAUGCAAUGUGCUCCCAUUACACAACAUUUCCCCUCGCUCGCACCCCAGCCCCGGGAAGUGCAGUCGCUAUCUGGAGCCCCAGAUCAGCUCUCCAGAGCCCGGCGUGUCCGCCUCCGCGGGGCCAGGCCCAGCAGCCGGCCGAGCCGCCGGGCUCCGCACUCAGGGCCGGGCCGGGCCGGGGGGGGCCGCCCGCUACCAGAUUCCUGCGUGUGGCGGUGCCAGCAGCACCGGCGGCGGCUGCAUUCCACAAAUAGGCAUUCGGCCAUUUUCUCCGAGACCCAACACAAAGCCGCUCCCGCCCCCCGGCCCCGCUCACCCCGCCGCCGCCGCCGCCGCCGCCGCCCCGAGCGGCCCCCGCCGUGCGCCCGGGAGCGGACAACUUGCCCCCCCGCCGCGUCCGGCGGCUGCUUCCCCUUCCUCGCGCGAUCGCCCUGCGGGCCCCGGCCCCCUGCUCCCGCCCAGCCCCGCAGGAGCGAGCCGCCCCUGCCUUCCCCGCGCCCCGGCCCAAGGUCACCCCCGCCCCCGCCAGCCACCGAGACCCAGGCCCAGCCUCGGGCAGGAAAUCGCUGUCCAGCCUCCCGGGCCGCGCGGCCUGGGGCUCCCGGCGGCGCCGAGCCCCUUCCGGGGCACCCCCGCCCGCCUCGCCGGCCGCUUCAGGACCAGCGGCCCGAGCAGCUCCGCCGGGCGCAGCGCGGGAGGGGCCCCGCGCGAGGCAGGCCCCGGCCCCUUAGCCUUGGUGCUGAUCCCCCGCCCCGGCCGGGCCUGGCCGCCCCGCCGGGCUGCCUCGCUGCAGAUCAGCCCUGGACAGCGCCUCUGGCUCCCCGCGCCGCCGGGCCAGCCCGUCUACUACUAG